AUGAUCGGUGCGGCGGGGUGCGGGUCGGCAGGCGCCGAGCGAUCUGCAUCUGAGCAUUGCAAGGUUGAUCGUCGUUCGCUCGACGCUGUGGGCCACAUCACUGCAGCCAUCAUCAGACGACAGGCCUUUGCUCGCCAGGGGCGGUGCGGGAAAGAUCCCAGGGGGAGCCAAGGGGCUUGGAAAAGGACCCCCCCCGCGACGGCGAUGGCGAUGGUCGUGCUCGGUGACGGUGAGAGUGUUCUUCGAUUUCUGGAUGUUCCUCGAAUGAUGUCGAGCGAGGACGAGGGUCUGAUAUUGCACCCGUCGAGCUGGAUCGAAACGUCCGCCUCUGUCGACGCUCGACCGACCCCGGCCGCCACGCUCGUCGUGCAAUGCUGGGGCCUGAAACGCGCCCCUCGCAGCAUCCCUGAGGACGGUUGCCGUACGAGCACACCGCGGCCCUCUCCUUCCAUCCUCGCUCUACCCCGCGAGCGCCCUCUCUGCCCACCCGAUCCCUCCGCUCCCCUGCCCCUCCCCCACGCUGACCGCACCCACGCACCCGUCGCGACGCGCCACUCCGCCCAGAACCCCCAUCGGGCGCUUCUUUUCCGUGCCCAUUCCGAGAUACGCACCCUGAGUCCCGAUGCGGCUCCCCGGCUCUCUUCGCCCCGGUUCGCGUCCGCCUGUGUGUCCGCCUCUUCGCUCGUCGUGCCUCCCACCGCGCCUUCCCCUUCUUUCGAACCCGACCCUCACCCUCAAACAGAGCGCCACCGUACCCGUCCAGACAUAGGACCCCGAGGUUCGCGACGCACAUCCACGUCAAACGGACGCACGCGUCUCGUCAUCGCAUCGCAAUCCGGCAACGCUUCCUCGCGCGCGCCCCCCUCCCGUCGCGUUUCAGAUCGCGGCCUCAGCGAACACGAGCUCGCAGCAGGAGCAGGGCCCCUGCACACCGGUGCGUCGACGCCCUCCUUGACGGCACCUGUCAACGUCUCAGACGCACCGCACGGCAUCGUCUGUCGUCUGGACUCGAGAACCGCUCCCGUACCCCCAUAUGUGCGCAUCAGCAACCUGCCAGCCACCGACGCGCUACACGUCUCCACUCGGAGUUGCAGCAGCGUGCGCCCCGGCGGCCUCACCCAAAAAAAACUCCGCAGCAGAAGCCCCAGGACGCUCCGACCCCCCACCCAUCUCGACGUUCAUCUCCCGAGCGCCACCCGGCACCCGCUUCGUGCAUCCCCCUGCUCCCUUCGUGCGUCCCACUUCUUUUUUUGCGCGCGGACACCCGCACCUUGUGUCAACACCCCCGUCCUCCUCGCGCCCCCGCCCUCGCGUUCCGCCAGUGUUCCGCCUCGAUCGACCGCGGCGGGCUCUCAUGAGAGCCGGAAAAGCCGAAUGACUAGAUCGGCGCGACCCAGUCAGGCAUGCAUGUUGCGGUGCCGGCGGCACUCGAACGCACAUCGCCCCUCAUGGCACUCUCACGGCGCUCUCACCAAAAACCACACAGAACCCGCGAACAACGCUGUGCCAGCGGCCCUCGAACGUCGAUCGGGUCGCACAUCGCCCCUCAAGGCCCCUCAUGGCCUCGAAAAAAAAACACCACAGAACCCGAGAACAACGCACAGCUACUGUACGGCCCCCCUCUCUCGCUCUUCUCUCUCUCUCUGGGCCCACGCCGUAAGCAGCGUCACCGCCCACGCCCCACCGGGUGCGCUUCCGUCACCAGAGCCCCCUUCGCCCCUCCCGCGCGCCCGAAACCGCAACCGCACCCCUGUCCCUGCACGUAUGCCCGCACGGCGCCGCGACAUGUCCUCCCGCAGGCGACCGCGACCCCAGGGCGAUCCGCACAUCCACACCGCGUCCGCUGCGAUCACGGUCCCACCGACUCCUGACUCCUCGCCCGCGGCAGGCCCACCCGUCGCGCACGAGACGCCGCGUCGACGCAGCCCGUUCGAAGCCGACGCACGCAUGACGAGCCCGCGAACCGAUCCGCUCGCCAAGCCCGAUAGCCCACCCGCGACUCGAGCUCGCGCGAACCACACGCAUCGGGCCCAGAGGCGUGCGCAGGACGUGUAUAUGGGGUAUAGCGGCGAGUCAGCGGGCGAGCUCGUCGACAGCACCGCGCCGCCAUCAACGAGGACCGGGCUAGAAGCACCGCCACUCGGUGCGCGCGAAGCCAGGGAUGACGAACAUGACGCAGCGGCCGCGCUAGCGAUCAGCGUGUCGCACCUCGCCCAGCCUCGUGCCCAAAGCAAGCACGUCGCGCUCGCCCGACCGCAAUAUACGCCCAAGAAAGCUAAAUGCCAGAUGCCAGGCGCGGCCCGCGGGGGGCGGGCCACAUCAGAAGUCCCGAAAUGCGCGAGAAACGAGACGCGAAUUGAAAAGAGGAAAAAGAAUGACCAACGUCCGUCUGUCCAUCGGAACGCCCACCGGCAUCCAUGAAGCCCCACCACCCCCUUCCUACCUUCCCCACCUUCCGUCCUUCUCUCCCGAAAUGCACAAGAACCCUCCCUCAAUUGCAAGGUUUCAGAAUCAACGCCUCCGCGAGAAGGCCUCGGGGCACAGCGCCAGCAGCCCGACUGCCCACGCGCGACCCGAACAAGAAAGGCUAAAUCAACAGAUCCACCCCACCUCACACAUGCGCUAGAACCCCCCAGACGUGCCGCGCCACUUGCGCCAGGACCUCUCCUCCCGCUCAACCACCAACGCCCGUCAGAAUGCGGCCUGCCGAGUCGGCGGCUCGGUCGCAGCCGCGGAGACAGCGGCGCCUGCGGGACAAGCCGCCGUCGGCGUCACCACGCCGGCCGAGUCCCACGCGUUGGGAUAGCUGCACCCCGCGACCUGGGUCAUCGCGCCCUGCGUGUCCUUCGCGUCGAACCACCCGUCUCCCUGCGUCACCGAGGCCGUCAGCGUCGGGGGCGGGAGCGUCGAGAUCGUGGACGUCGGCGUGUAGGUAGGCAGGACCGCCAUGGGGACUCCAGAGACACCGCUGAGGGUCGUCGGCGGCCACUGGCUCGCUGUUGCGGCGGCAGUCGCGGCGAUGGUCCCGGCACCCUGACCGCCCGUCUGCCACGCCGAGUAGGUCCCGGGGAACGCCGACUUUGCGUUCGUCGCACCCAACGCGGCGCACUUACCGACGGCUUCGCGAGGGUCCGUCGGCAUCCAACCUUGUUCGAGGCCGAGCUUGUACGACCACAGCGGCGCUUCGACGCUGUUGGAAGUCGAAGA
This is a messenger RNA of Heterobasidion irregulare TC 32-1, 3207 nucleotides long. RefSeq lists its product as uncharacterized. Bases 1 to 2421 code for a protein of 806 amino acids. Lineage: Eukaryota; Fungi; Basidiomycota; Agaricomycetes; Russulales; Bondarzewiaceae. The record is from RefSeq and is a predicted model, not a curated record. The transcript has 10 exons.